This is a messenger RNA of Blumeria graminis f. sp. triticale, 186 nucleotides long. Lineage: Eukaryota; Fungi; Ascomycota; Leotiomycetes; Helotiales; Erysiphaceae. The record is from the annotation of a GenBank genome assembly.
AUGAAAGUCCCUAGUACCAAGGUCUCAAGAGGUAUCAGCAAAUACACCCACUACAUGAGUAGUCCAAAUGCCAAACUGAGUUAUCAUUGUAUAAAGUUGCCGGAGAAGCUAGUCUUCUCCGUUUCAUGCUCUUUGAGUGCAGGGCUUGUACCUGUCACAAAUAAAACAUUAAUUCAUUCAUUAUAA